Molecule: messenger RNA, 3491 nt
Organism: Solanum lycopersicum (tomato)
Lineage: Eukaryota; Viridiplantae; Streptophyta; Magnoliopsida; Solanales; Solanaceae
Biological process (GO): regulation of DNA-templated transcription
Cellular component (GO): nucleus; chromatin
Molecular function (GO): protein binding; histone H3K36 methyltransferase activity
Source: RefSeq, a predicted model, not a curated record
AUGUAGGUUUCUAAUUGUUAUUGCAUACAUAUUAAAAAUAAGUCUGUAAGAUAGCUUAUUCUAAUAAAAUACAAGAAGAAGACAAUGAAGCAAAUUGAAACCUGCACUCAAUUGUGGCAGCGGCGACCUCUGUGAUACCAGGGCUAAUCUACGAGGAGCAUGAGAGAGCGUUUCAAUAUGAUCUUCGAAAGAAGCAAAAGAGCCAAGGAACAUCCUCAAAUCCUAAUCAAACCCCCGAAGCUAGAAGAUUGCGCAUUCAAUCAUCAAGCGUAACUAGUACACUCUUUCCUUUUAUUUGACCCGUUGAUUCAACUGAUUUUUUUCAAGCAACUGCAAUUAUUUUCUUUUUCUUUCACGGCCUUCCCGCGGACGACAUAAAGCUGCAACAACAUUCGAGAUAGAAGUGAUCCAAAUAAAUAAUGUUGAAACCGACGUAUAUCCUUACUCCUCAUCCAAACGCAAGUUGAAAUAAUUUUAAAAUUUUAUCUCAAAUUUAUUAUCCCUCGUAGCAAACGACCCUAGUCAAACAACAUGUGUAUUUAUUUCAAAAUAAUUCCCCCAAAAUCUUGAAUUUAGCACUUUUACCCCCUUUUUUUCCUUAUAAAAAUUUCAGCUUUCCCGCCCACUGAAUUUUCCUCCCAAAUUUCUUCUUUCUCUCUCACUCACACACAGUGUAGAUGCAGCCAAAUCCUCUUUGUAUCAAUAUCUAGCAGUUUAGGGGGUACCCAUUGAGCCAAAAAUGCCUGAUUUUGGCAUUCUUUUGGAUCCUCCAUUGCCAUCAGCACCAGAAGAAUCAGUGUCUUCGUCUUUAGCUUUGAUUUCUUGCCCAAAUCUAGAAGUUCCUUGUGAAUCUGAUACCCAAAUGCAGGAACUAGUUUCUGACCGAAAUUCCCUGCUGGGGUUCCCUAUUUUGAUGAAAGAAGAUGAGUUGAAGCCGGAAAUCAAUGGGUGUGUUGAGUUGGUACAAAAGGAGGACGAGCUGAAACAAUUGACACCCAAAUCGAGUGAUUCUGAUAUCCAAAUGCAGGAAAUAGUUUCUGACCGAAAUUCCCAGCUGGGGUUCCCUAGUUUGCUGAAAGAAGACGAGUUGAAACUAUUGACACCCAAAUCCAGUGAAUCUGAUACCCAAAUGCAGGAACUAGUCUCUGACCGAAAUUCCCAGCUGGGUUUUCCUAUUUUGCUGAAAGAAGACGAUUUGAAGCUGGAAAAUAAUGAAUGUGUUGAGUUGGAACAGAAAGAGGACGAGUUGAAACUAUUGACACCCAAAUCCAGUGAAUCUGAUACCCAAAUGCAGGAAAUGGUUUCUGACCGAGAAUCUCAGCUGGCGUUACCUAUUUUGCUCAAAGAAGACGAGUUGAAACCGGAAAACAAUGGGUGUGUUGAGUUGGAACAGAAAGAUGAGUUGAAACUGGAAAAUAAUGGUUGUGGUGAGUUGGGAAUCAGGAUAUUAAUACCCAAAUCGAGUCAAUCUAAUACCCAAACUGAGGAACUAGUUUCUGACCCAAAUUCCCAGCGGGGGUUCCCUAUUUUGCCGAAAGAAGACGAGUUGAAACUGGAAAAUAAUGGUUAUGGUGAGUUGGGAAUAAGGGAUUUGAUAUCCAAAUCCAGUCAAUCUGAUACCCAAAUGCAGGAACUAGUUUCCGACCAAAAUUCCCAGUUGGGGUUCUCCUUUUUGCAGAAAGAAGAGUUGAAACCGGAUAACAAUGGUUGCGUUGAGUUGGAACAGAAAGAUGACAAGUUGAAACUGGAAAAUAAUGGUUGUGGUGUAUUGGGAAUCAGUGUUUUGAUAACCAAAUCCAGUGAAUCUGAUACCCAAAUGCAGGAACUAGUUUCUGACCGAAAUCCCCAGCUGGGGUUCCCUAAUUUGCAAAUAGAAGACGAGUUGAAACCGGAUAACAGUGGGUGUAUUGAGUUGGAACAGAAAGAAGACCAGUUGAAACUGGAAAAUAAUGGUUGUGGUGAUUUGGGAAUCAGGGGUUUGAGGUCAAGUGGUGGUGGGUCGGUGGCGAAAAAGAGUUUGGAUGAGUUUGUUAAAGAUUGGGUUGAGAGGAAGGUCAAUGCUGGUGUAGAUAAACGCAAUUGUGUAUUGCCAUUCCUUAUUCAUGCUCCAAAAUCGGUUGAGUGCUCUGUUUGCCAAGGAUUAAUUUUUCCAGGUGAUGAGGUAGAAUGCUCUGUUCGAGAUUGUAUGGGAGUUUUCCACUUAGAAUGUGCUAAAGAAAGACUUGGGUUAUCUUCUCCCAAAAUGUUUAAGUGCCCUCAACAUGUAUGUUAUGUUUGUAAUAAAAAGAUACAUCUCUGGCGGUGCAUCAGAUGUCCACUAGCAUCACAUGAUAAGUGUGCAGCAUUUCCGGAGCACGUGGUUCAUUUAAAUGAUCAGCCAGGGCGAGUUAUUUGUUGGAAGCAUCCAUCCGAUUGGCGUUUGGAGAAGCAUGAAGCCCCUACAAGUAAUUUGGAGGAGAUACUAGCUAAUUUGCCUGUACCAUAUGUGGAGGAGGAGUUCAAGAUUGACAUAAAUUGGAAAGACAUGAUUGACAACAGAUCUGAACCACCUCCAUACGUGCAUAUCAAGAGAAAUGCUUACCUCAUUAAGAAAAAGCGUGAUGGCGUUAUUGCUGAUAUUGGGUGCACACACUGCAAAUCCACAGAAUGCUCGGACAAUUGUGUUUGCAGGGUUCAAUGCAUAAGUUGUUCGAAGGCGUGCCGUUGCUCUGAUAUGUGCUCAAACAGACCGUUUCGGAGAGAUAGAAAGAUGCAAGUUGUCAAGACUGAGCUUUGUGGUUGGGGGGUAGUAGCAUCUGAAUCCAUAAACAAAGGUGAUUUCAUAAUUGAGUACAUUGGCGAAGUUAUUGAUGAUGCCUUGUGUGAAAAAAGGCUAUGGGACAUGAAAUACAAGGGAGUUCAAAAUUUUUACAUGUGUGAACUACGGAAAGAUUUCACAAUUGAUGCAACUUUCAAGGGAAACUUGUCCCGUUUUCUCAACCAUAGCUGUGAUCCUAAUUGCAAAUUGGAAAAAUGGCAGGUUGAAGGUGAGACUCGAGUUGGUGUCUUUGCUGCUAGAUACAUUGAAGUAGGAGAACCUCUGACCUAUGAUUACAGAUUUGUUCAGUUUGGUUCAGAAGUGAAGUGCCAUUGUGGAGCUUCGAAAUGUCAAGGAUAUCUUGGCAGCAAAAAGAAAAUCACAAGUAAACUGGACAUCAGCUGGGGUUCGAAACGCAAGAGAACAUCUACUUCUUGCCUUGCCAUUGUUAAAUCGAAUUCAUUUUAGCCUAUUAUUAUUUUACUCGAUCAUUUUAGUAUAUCGCAUUUUCUACUAAAGAUGCAAUAAACCAAAAGAAAGCCAUUGUCAAAAGGAGAGGGAAAAAAAGGAACAGAAAGAUUGUUGUUAUAAGCAUUGUUACAUUGAUUUAUACUGCAUUUGUUAUUUCACUUUUAUUCUGAAAAAAAUAUGACAGAAUCCUUACCUUAUAAUGAUUAAGUUCUUUUUUAUUUUA